Messenger RNA from Peromyscus leucopus (white-footed mouse), 5653 nucleotides. RefSeq names its product protein ATP6V1FNB. The transcript has a single exon. Bases 326 to 865 code for a protein of 179 amino acids. Lineage: Eukaryota; Metazoa; Chordata; Mammalia; Rodentia; Cricetidae. The record is from RefSeq and is a predicted model, not a curated record.
GACAGCUUUUGGGAGUCAGUUCUCUGCUUCCACCCUGAGUUCCGGGAUGGAACCCAGGCCUUUGGGCUUGCAUGACAGAACCCUUACCCGCAGAGCCAUCUUACUGGCCCAUGGUUCUGCUUCCUUUUCCAACUUGACCUGGCUUGACCUGGCCUGCCAGUAGGUGACCCUAGUCCCCUCGCCAUCCCUCCCCCUCCUCUCCAGCAGCCCUGGCAACUUGGCUCUCAUUGGCUACACGUUUCCUUGGAGACAGACACCAGCCAUCCAAACACAGAUCUGAGCUUCAGGAAAAAGAAUCUUCCUUCCCACCCCUGGGCUCCCUAGCAUGGAAGAACUGUUCAACUCCUCAAACCAGGCCUUCUGGGAGGAGCGAAUAAAGAAGGAGGUAGUUGCUCGGACCACCUGGAAUAUACGCUAUGGCCACAAGUACCUGAAAGAGGGGUCCAGGACCAGGAAGCAGUCCCGGCAGGCCCCUUGUGAGUCAGUCUUAAAAGCAGGCCCAGUGCCUGCCACUGGCUCCCCUGUCAGAAAAGAGGCACAAGCUGGACGGCUAGAGACCAAGGGGGUCCAGGACCAGCUGUUCAAGGCUGGCAGUGUCCAGGGAGACAUAGUGAGGAAGGCCAAAGGAGCCCAAGGCAGGCCAGAGGACUUAGAAAUGAGGCACCCUAGCCCAGCCACUCUGAAUCUGCUCUUCCAAGGCAUCUCCCAUGAUGGCCAGGGCCGGACCCUGUACCUCAAGGAGCGGAAUCGACUGAUGCCAGAGGAGAAGUACAAGUACCCAAUCGUGUCUUCCUGGGAGUAUGGCUGGCAUGUGGGUAAGACCAUUACAUUCUUGCCAUUCCAGGCUUUUGGCAGGCAGGACUGACCCUCCUCAGCCUCAUUCUUUACCACCUCCCUCCUGAUACAAAAACCAAACUAGCUCACCACCCUACAAGUAGACCAGGAGACUUCUUACCUGCACAUGGUACCUGGCCUGUUCCCUGAAACACACCCCACCUUCCUUUACCAGGCCUGACUACAUGGUACCUACCCUAGGGAGCCUUCCCAGAGUCUUUUAGGCAGAUUCACUGAACCCAUUUGGUACUUCUGCAGCUUGGUGAGUCUACAGAAGAAUGAGAACCACUAAGUCAGUAGUCUGCGUGCCCCUUUGGACUGGAAGGCCCUUUGUGUUCCAAGAUUUCCUGGUUAGUUUUUUUUCACAGCCUCUAGCUGCCUUCUUGGAACUGACACUGAAAUGACUAUGAAAUGAAUGAAUAUGGACAUGCCAAACAUGGUGGUGCACACUUGUAAUCCAAGCACUCAUGAGGCAGAGGCAGGAGAAUCAGGAGUUUAAGGUGAACUUCAGCUCUGUGAGGAGAUUGAUGUGAGCCAGGGCUACAUGAGACCCUGUCCAAAAAAAAAAAAAUCAAAACCUAAACUAAAUAUGAACAAGAAAGCAAGGCCUUUAUUUCAAAUGGGGAUGGGGACAUCUCAAAUCCUGGUUCUUCUGCUUCUGGAUGCCAUGAUCUCAUGAAAACAUCACUUCUCAGGGCCUUGGUUUCUAUGUCUGAAACUGGAAUAAGCAGGUACCUGUUUUCCUUCAUCACAGCAUUUUUGGGAAGUAGUAUGGAAAAAUACGUGGGACAGGUAUUCUGUUCACAAAAGCCGUGUGAGAUGUAAGCCCUGUGGAAUCCUUCUCUCAGGACAGCCCGUAUAGAGGAGAGCAGGGUUCUGCAUCUCAGCUCUCCCCUAAAAGGAGCAUGGGAACAAUCAGGCUCAGAAGGCAGAUUCAGCAUGAGCUGGAAGUCUGGUUUCUUUGUUCAUUCAAUGGAUUUUAUGGAGCAACUGAUACAUGCCAGGCCCUUUUUUGUCACUAGGGAUGAACCAGAGAGCAAAACAGACAUUGUUUCUGCCUGCAUGGAAGGCAGACAAGGCAUAGAUACAUACUGUAGGUGCAGGCAGCAGCCAUGUUGUGAGGGUUUGCGGGGUUUUGUUGUUUUUGUUUUGUUUUUUUAGCGGGGGUUCUUACUGGGCAUAGGAAUCAGUUGUCAAAGGUUGGGAAUGGGAUACAGGGCUUUGCACACAUAAUAGGCAAAUGCUCCAUGUUGAACCUUGGCCUGUUUCUGCACAUGUAACAAGCUCCCAGAUGCUGCUGGUGCUGCCUGUCUGUGAAUCACACUGACUGUCAAAACUGUGAGAGUAAGCGUUAACUCAGGAUAUGGGGAUCAGGACUGGGGGCUACCCUGGCAGACAGAAAUCAGGAAGGCCCACUACAGUCUUGUCCUGGGUAGUCAUUUUGCACUGUGCUCUUCUGAAAAGAACCUGAUGGCCUGUACUCAUGGAGAGCAUCUCAGUUAAGUGGCCAGUACCUCCUCUCCUCUGCCUCACAGGCCCAUGCUCACUGCCUGUGAAGGCACUGUAUUGGUAGAUUUUGCAAAUACACACACAGGAUACAAAGGCUCAUUUGAAUUCUAGGUAACAACUUUUUGUGUGAGUGUACAGUAAAUAUGGUAUGCACAUACUCUGAAGAUUAUUCAUGACAAUCUGCAGUUCAAAUGUGAUGGGGCAGCCUGUGCUUUACCUAGCAACCCAGACUUGAGAGUGUCAGUAACCAUGCUGGUAGCCUGAUUCUGAAUGUUCACUGGCCCCUAGGGUGAUGCUGGAUUGUAGCCAGAAGCAUACAUCAUCUGCUUAAGUCCAAAAUUGCUCCCAGAAUCUCUAGAAAAUUUCAUAAGCCUUUGGCCUCACAGCCUGAACCCAAUUCAGGUGUCACUUGGAGAACAGAUGACAGACCUUCUGCUAACUGAUACUGUCCCCUACCCUAAUUAUAAAUAGAGAGGGGCAGUUCAUCCCAUGGUGCAAAGAAGGCACAGGGAAGAGAGUUGGGACAUUGUCUGGGGCCCAGCUGGGUCAGUCAAAAAUUCCAUUAUAUAUAUAUAUAAAUGUUUAUAUAUGUAUAUAAAUAUAUAUAUACAACAACUGACUGAUAACUCACACGUAGUAAAGUGUUCAAUAAAGUGGUAACAAGCACUGUAUUUAUUAGUAGUAUUAUUAUUAAAUUAUGAUUAUUAUUACUGGUUCAACAGGCAGGGUUUGCAGUGGGGUCAUCUGAGGAGCUAGUUUGGCUUAGGGAGCCCCUAGAGAUCUUACCAUACAGUGGGAUAGUGGGACAGUCCUAACAGUGGCAGGAAUAUGAAGCAUUGUAAGUGAGCUCAGAGUUGGAAUUAACAGUUGGAAUGACUUAAGUGCUGGUCAAAAGAGAUCCUGAUCGGGUCCAGUACAAGGUCUUAAGGUUCCACAUGGUGCACACACUAGCCUUGAGUUCUGAGCAUCCUCAGGAAGGGGCCAGGGACAUUGAGAGGCUAUUCCUGAGUGACAUAAGAGUUGCCCCCAUAUAACAGCACAUCACUGCUGACCCCCAACCCUUUAGGUGGGGAAGUGCUAGCAGAUGAUGACCCCUUUUCAUCCAGGCCUCUGCUCUGUUCCAGGAGAUGCCAUGAAGAACUACAGGACUCCAGCUCAUGCCAAAACUCAUCCCAUCACAGAUUCAUUUUACAUCAAAAAUGGCAUUUUCCAUAUUCCACGGCGAUCAGACGACCUCAUGUGAACUUGGCUUGGAAAGGGCCUCGGUGGCUCCUUUUCCCUAUGAUCCAUCUGGACUAGCCAGGUAGGCCAGGCCUACCUCACUCCGUGUUCUGCUGAGCCCCGCUUCCUUGGCUGAGAGUGACGUGAAGAAGUGAUCACAGGCAUACACCUCUGGGGUGUACUGUUGGCCUAUGCUGGGCUCCAGUCUACACACGAGAACUCCACUCCUUACACAGCUGCCCCACCCUGCCGUCACUAGCAAUGCUGCUCCUUUUCCUGGAGAAGACAAUGAGAUGCAAGGCUGCAUCAGCAGGCCUGGACGGGGGAGGAAUUCGCUUAGCCCACAAGGUGCUAAGGAGAGCAACGAUCUCCUAUUGUUUAUUUCUCUACAUUGACUGAUGGGAUCUACAGCAGAGUUGCUCUGUCCCAGUGUAUCCUACAGUUCAGGGAAGGACUUGUCAUCUCCUCUGGCUGCUUCCCUGACUCCUGCAUCAGUCAGAGAUGCCCUGCCUCACACACUGCAACAAUCGGUCCCUAAGUUCCAACUAUUUAAACAAAUAAAGAUACAUUUCUUUUUUUUCUCUCCCCACCCCCCACUCAUUGAAGAUGCAUUUGUCCUACCAGAGUCUACUCUAAUGUUAAGUGGACAGCUUCCUAGGUACUCAUCUAGGGAGACACUGCCCUCAACUGGUGGCUCUGUCAAUUACUCAAACCUCAGAAUCCUUUUUAGAGUCCUCUGUGUCCAGUGGAAAAGGAAGAGAGAUAGGAAAUGUGGAGACACUGGAACCACAUGGGGUUUUCGUUAACUUGAUUUUUCUGAGAUAAGGGUUCAUGUAGACCUCAGGCUGACCUGGAACUCCUUGGUGCCAGACCUGACAGCAUACCCACUCUUAACUACCUUGGCCUUGGCCUGAUGUUUAUAGGCAUUACUACAUCUUACAUUCUAUUAGUGAGACCAAGUCAUGUGACUUCUAGGUGGUUGACAGCUGGAUUGUGUCCUAUCAUCAUGAACCCAGGAAGGAAUAAAGAGAAAGAACCUCUGAACAUCUAGCCCAUCUCUUCCAAACUGGCAUGUCCUUGGGGCUGUCCUACAAUCUAAAGUGUGUGCCCUCCUGUAAUAGUUUUCCUAAGCUAUGAAAAUCUAGGAGACCUCAAACAACAGAAAUUCACUGUAUCACCACUCUAGAGGCUGGAGGUCCAGAAUCAAGGAAUCCAUGGGGCCAUGCUCCCUUGUCUGGCGGAGGGGCCCCUUCUUGCCACCUUCAUGCCUCUCAUGGCUUGAGGGCAGGCUUGUGCUCUUUGACUUGUGACAGGACUGCUCUAAACUGCCUUCAGUGUCACACAGGCCAGCCUGGCCUAUCUCCACACCUCUAUUGUAUAAGGAUAUCAGACUUGUUGGACUAGGGCCCACACCACUCUAGAUGAUUUGACUUACUGUUUCCAAAUCAGGUGACACCACAAGACACAAGUUAGUGAGACUUCAUUAUUUUAACAAUUCAGCCUCCCACCCCUGCCCUCUGACAGCCAUCCUUACUAGGUCCAUUGUCAGAGCCAUCUUGAUGAAUCUUCCUCUUUGUGCUUGGAAAGCAUUCCCAAGCACAGUCCCAGACAUGGAAAUAGUGGUCCCAUGGAGUCCCAUCAGGUGCUGCUCUCUGCAGCACCUCAUUGCUUAGGAGACAUCCAUAUGUAGGGAGCCCAAACCCACACAGCUCUUUGCAAAUCCAAAAUGUUCACAGGUUUGCCUUAACUCAGGGCACUGCGGUGCUCUCUAUCCUAGACAAAAGGUCAGUCCCUCUGUCUGAACAGAGUGAAUUGGACAAACGAGUCUCUCAAGAGCCAGCUCUGGAGGAAUUCUCCAGGCUGUUACUAGUUUGCUCAUUAUCCUGAAAUCUCAGAGACAGCCAGACUACUUAAAAUAUUGAAUACAACUAACUUACCUGGUUUUCCCUAGUCAACCUUGACAAUGAUCUUGAGUGAGAGAUAGCAAAAGACAGACAGUGCGACCAAGGAGCACUGUGGAAAUGUGCCAUCUUGGAACUCACAGCAGCCUAAUGUGGCAGAGUUGCUGAACAAACACCUGCUGAAUUUA